AUGCCCCAGACCAGGAUUCAGAUCCGCUCAGAGUCGAGCAGUGAGGAAAAUGAAUCAUGGUUGCAAACAGAGAAUGUGUGUCUGCUGCUUGCUGACUAUGGGAUUUACCCAAGAAGUGUAGAGAUUGAAAAUCUGGACUAUCAUUACUAUCUGCCUUUGUUUUUUGAUGGGCUUUGUGAAAUGACAUUUCCAUAUGAGUUUUUUGCUCGCCAAGGAAUCCAUGACAUGCUGGAACAUGGUGGAAACAAGAUUCUUCCUGUCGUUCCUCAGCUCAUUAUCCCAAUAAAAAAUGCACUGAGCCUUCGUAACCGACAGGUCAUCUGCGUCACCCUGAAAGUCCUCCAGCACCUGGUGGUAUCAGCUGACAUGGUGGGGGAGGCCCUGGUGCCCUAUUAUCGACAAAUCCUCCCAGUCCUAAACAUCUUUAAGAAUAUGAAUG
Cariama cristata (Red-legged seriema) is the source of this 439-nucleotide messenger RNA. Its product is annotated as parkin coregulated gene protein-like. The record is from RefSeq and is a predicted model, not a curated record. Gene Ontology annotation, molecular function: Hsp90 protein binding; Hsp70 protein binding. The transcript has 3 exons. Gene Ontology annotation, cellular component: cytosol; neuron projection; vesicle. Lineage: Eukaryota; Metazoa; Chordata; Aves; Cariamiformes; Cariamidae. The annotation marks the transcript as partial.